GAGGCAUGUCCGUCGCAUAUCUGCUCCAGAAAUUGUUGCCCCGUGUCCUUACCAAAAUCAAGGUUAGUUAGCGCUGAGCGAGCGCAUUGAAGUGACAGUGGCAGCUGAAGAGACAAGCAGUGAAAUACGGUAAGAGUUGUUCCGGCAAUGUUGUCUGACACUGGGAUAUGCUUCAGAUCCUUUCUCCCUCCCCUGGCUGUCAGGACUACUCCUCCGACGGGCCCUGGACAAACAGGCACGUCUUUGCGGCCAUACGGAUGUGUGUUUACAGCUCCAACAGGCAGCUGCUUCCAGAAGCAGCAUAUCCAAGGCAUUUCUAACCCGAGAAUGUGCUUUGAGCUUGGGCACGGCUGAAAACUGAGAGACUCUUCCAUGCUGAGGAGAUGCCAAGCAAGCAAGAGAGGUUUUCUGCUGUUUAGCUGCUGUUUAGGGGGUUUGGGGGGUUUAGUAAGCAAAAUCUUAAGAACUGUGCCAAGGCACCACGCUGGGAAUGGGAGGGAAGCAUUCAAAGGAACUGGCAAGUGAGGAGAUGAAACAGCAAGGACGAAAGAGCGCAGCCAGCGAGGAGACGUCAUCCGAGAGGAUCCGCAAACACACUGUCACACAUUUCGGGUACAGAGUGCUAAGCUUGGCCCGCCGUGGAAUGGCAGACCUUCCAGGAGAGCUGUGGGAACUUACGGAACUGCAGAAGCUCAACCUGUCCUUAAACUGUUUGCACGACUUGCCUUCCUCGGUGGGCCUUCUUCAGAAUUUGGUGGUGCUCAACUUGUGGGGCAAUCAACUGACCAGUCUACCCCCUGAGAUUGGGCUGCUCAAGAACUUAAGGGUCCUCUUUGCUUAUCGCAAUCUUCUCAGCGAAGUUCCUGAGGAGCUCAGCUCCUGCACUAAGCUGGAGGUCCUGAGUUUGGCAAACAACCAGCUGGUGAGCCUCCCAAACAGCUUAUCUGCCCUUACAGGCCUACGCAAGCUCAACCUGAGCCACAACAGCAUCGUCCAUAUCCCGACAUGCGUCUAUGCCAUGAAGAGCCUCAUCUUCUUGCAUGUGGCGUGCAACAAGCUAGAGAACAUUGCGGAGCAGAUCCAGACACUGUCAGACCUGAAGAUUCUCAUAGUGGAAGGGAACAGCAUCCACUCGCUUCCCAAGAUGCUUUGCUGCCUGACCAAACUGGAACUACUUAACGUGGACUACAAUGACAUUCAGAACGUCCCGGCUGAAAUGCACCAACUGAACAGGCUUGGGAAGUUAGCCUGUCACCCGCUGGACAAAGGACUCCAUAUCAUGCAUAAUCCUCUGCUUAAGCCCAUUAAAGAGGUGCUGGAUGGAGGUCUCCAAGCUCUUUAUAACUACCUCAAGGCCAACUGAAAUACUGUGCUGCGAGCAAGGGAUGGCGUUAAAAAACUAGCUCAGAGGUGGCAACUGGUGGAUGACUACAUUUGCGAUACCGCCACUGACUGCUAUAUGAGAAUGUUUAAGCUGCUCAAACGUUAUGGGUUUGACGUUUACGGUUGUUAAUUGUCCUGCACUGCUUCUUCAAAGAGUUGUAGGAAGCAGUUACGUCAAACAAGCUGUCAUUUAAGGACAACGUCUUUAUCAGGCUGAUUUCAUUUGAGAGACUUUGGGUCAUGCUCAGAGCUGAAUGUAUAAAAAGGGCAGCUUGUAAUUUAUUCCUGUGCUUUGGGGACUGGUGGUGGAGGAGUUUAAACAAAAGAUAGGAACUUCCCAGCAAAUAGGAAAGAAAAGGCAUUUAAAGCCCAGCGUAGGGGAGAGCAUUGCGUGAGAAUCUGUCAACUUGGUUAUUAAACCAUAAAAAGUUCCCGGGGAGUACACAAAGGUUGCUGAUAUUGGUAUCUUCUCAUUCUGCACCAGCAGCAGCGGCGGGACUGGAGGGCACAUUUACAGCUCCCGGGAGCAUGUUAAACAAAGGGCACCGGCUUGUGCGGUCGUGCUAAACAAGCAUUGGAUUUCUUCUCCUUUUGUUUGGUUCAGAGUUCAUUUGGAACUGUCUGUGAACUUGCUGACUCAGUCACGUUGACCCUUGUUUUCCACAAUCUCUUCGCGAAGCCUCACGAGAAGGAGAGAUGCAAUUAUAACUCCCCUGCACCAUUUUCUCCCGCGCUGAACGUGUCUUGAAGAGCAAAGCAGAGACAUUUCCAUUACCUCAAAGGAAAGGUCAGCGGUGCAUCCCACUGAAAAGUACAGGACCUCUUAGUUAAAGGCCAGCAGACUUAUUUUAUCCCAAAUUAGAUACAGCCUGUGUUCAGAAGGUGAACGAGGUAAGUAAGCAUAAAAGAAAUUUAGCCAGUGUAAUAAAAAGGUGGAAAUCUGAUAGAACUUAAAGAACUUCUCAAUACAAAGAACAUGUGAGCGUCUUCAUAUUUUCUGCAAUGUACUGAUCCAGUAAUAAACUGUAGUAAAAGAACUCUGGUAAUAAUUGCUGGUAACUGUAUACACUGACAUCCUAAUGUAAAUGUCAUGAGACGUGAUACUAUGUCUGUUGGAAGUUAAAGAAUGCUGCACUGGCCUGCACAAUAUGCAUGCUGACCAGUAAUCAACCUCAUUCACAAGAUAACACCUCACAAAUUACAUAACUGUGGACUUUGCCAAGCCAUCCAUCUGAAUCAAUUUACAUACUGCUAUCCCUUUACUUGUGGCAUGUGGGUGUACAAACUAGCAAAAGAUGAUGAACUUAAUGAUGUCUUAAUUGGUAAGCAGAAUGUGCUCAUUAAGAAGAUGUAAUCAAAUAUAUCAUAAUGUCUUUGUAGUUUCUAAUAAACAACAAUGAUAUUUAAUGGAAAGACAAAUAAGACAUGUCUCCUAAUAUUUGAUCCUCAAAUAUGUCUCUUGAGAUGAAGAUCUCACUAAUCUCACCAUUAACUUGAGUUUUAGUGCAAAAUCUCACAUUAAUAGAACUCAUUAAUAGCCUUUUUUAUUUUAAUGCUGUGCAUUACUGUUUUAUUUGGCUCACUGUAUUUACUUUAAUACUUGUACAUCUAACAACUAUAUAUAAUGUAUUUAUUUAUUAUUUAAAUAAACCUGCGGUUUUGCAGCACCCAUAAUCUUUGAUCAAAUAAAUCAUCAUCUCUCACUAGAAUAUAACCAGAUAACUGAACUGAAGCUUUCUUUCUUUUUGGACAAAAACAAAAAACAUUAUUGUCUGCAAAAGUUUAACAGAAUAAAAUGAAUGAAGAAGAUGAUCAGCAACUAGGUGAAAGAAUAUCAACAGAGUGAAUUAUAAAAAAGCUAUUUUUAAACCUGAAGACACAAAAAUAGGACAGGAUAUUGUGGAGAAAAUCUAUUCAUCUGAUUUUACUAUGCACAAUUACUUCUGUUCAAGAAUGAAAAGAUUCCAAAAAUAAAACAAAAAAACUUACCGUGCUUCUCUAGGUGAUAUUUAAGAUGAAUGUGUCUAAUUAGAGAGACGUUUUUUUUUACUCCUAAAUGAAACAUCUGAAAGAUAUACAUAUAUCUGUUUAAUAUGUUAUUUUUUUCUAAUGCUAUUUCUCUUAAGCAAAUUUAGGUGAAACCUUUAAGAUAAAGUUAAACUCUAUAUGAAAUGUAAGUGAGAUUAAAAAAAGUUCCCUGGCACAUGAAAAAUCAAUAUUUGAGCAAUUAAAAUUGUAAUUGUUCUGGGAACAAUUAACCAUGUCACUAAAAGUUCUUAAAAAAUUUCUUUGCAGGUAAAAGCAUGCACCUUGUUCUACACAGGAAGUAAUCCUGUAGAAUGUAGGAUAGAUUUAAUUACUUUUAUUUUUAAUUUAUAAUCUAUAGCUUUAUUAGCUUUAAUUUAUGUCUAUUAUUCUGCCU
Molecule: messenger RNA, 3805 nt
Organism: Astyanax mexicanus (Mexican tetra)
Lineage: Eukaryota; Metazoa; Chordata; Actinopteri; Characiformes; Acestrorhamphidae
Gene: lrrc30a
Product: leucine rich repeat containing 30a
Exons: 1
Coding region: 491-1363 (290 amino acids)
Molecular function (GO): protein binding
Source: RefSeq, a predicted model, not a curated record